AAACGCAGUUCCAUUUAAGUAAAAUCAGCACAAACGGCUUGCGCUUUAGCAAAAUGUUCAUUACAUCCUACAAAGGCUUCUUCUGAUUGGAUACAAGAAAAACAUCUACCAGUGGUUACAACUUGGAACAUAAAGCUUUAUAACUCUUUUUGAUGAAUAACGUAAAUAGUAUAACCUUUUAAGUCAUCAUCUCCCUCUCUCGCUAUUUCUCUCAAACAAUGGUGAUAUCACCGUUAUUAGUCAUUGCUUUGGUUUGCCUCGCAGGCGGUGGCUCUCAUUUACCGGCGGUGGAAGCUAUAUGGUUAACGAUUCCAAGGGCUGGCGACAGAUGCGUCUACGAAGAGAUCCAAGCCAAUGUGGUAGUCGUUGGCGACUUCCUUUGCAUUGAUCAGAAUAACGAGGUGGGACUUGGUCCUACCGUUAAUAUUCGGGUAACAUCAGCUUACGGGAAAGAAGUGUACAAGAGAACAAACGUGACGCAAGGUCGGUUUGCGUUUACAACGAGUGAGAGCGGAACAUACUUAGCUUGUUUAUCUAUGCAUAAAGAUCAGACACACUACGCAGUCGAUAAUAGCACUGCCAUCGUCAGCCUUGACUGGAAGAUGGGUAUCGGAACCAAAGACUGGGAUGCUAUUGCUAAGAAAGAAAAGAUCGAGGGUGUGGAGCUUGAACUUCGAAAAUCUGCUGAACGUGUAUUUGAAAUUAGGGCAAACAUUCUCUUUCUAAGAUUCAGGGAAGCAUCUAUGAGGGAGAUAAACGAGAAGACUAACAAGAGGGUUGUGCAGCUUAGCUUUAUGUCUUUAGGGCUUUCCGUUGUUGUUUCACUUUUUCAAGUUUGGCAUCUCAAAGGCUUCUUCCUCAAGAAGAAGCUUAUCUAAGUUAAUGGUUCUAUAUUAUUUUAGAGAAAAAAUUGCAAUCUUGUGACUUUCAUGGGGGUUAUAUAGUCAUACCGCAUACGUACCAUGCCAAUUCCAUAAAGACAACACAUGUUUAGUUUCGUCCAUAAUUUAUCGCUCACAGAACCUUCAUAAUCAAACUAUUAGAAAAGAAGCAUACAUCAUAUAUCUAUAUAUAUUUCAGAAAAUCACAUAGGACAAGAUCAUAAUCACAUGUAUACGUACAUCUAAUUCAUUUAUCACAAUGUAGACUUUCAAAUAAUAUUUGACUGGUGGACACGUUAAGCUAACAAGAGAUUAAUGAAGGCAUUGAUGACAAAUGAAAACAGUCAUGAUGUGCGUUACUAUUUUAUUUUUUUUACUUAGUUAUAUUGUCUGACGCUAGCUUAAAAGUAAAUUAAUAACAUCAAAUCUUUGUAUUAUAACAUUACUUACUGAUAUUAAGAGUUCAUCGUCUUUAUUUAGCUUUUGAAAUGAUCAGAUAACUAGUUGGAUUAACCACGUUGCUGACGUUUGUCAUUAUUUGGAUUACCACCUCCGCUUGUGAGAAAGUGAUUCACGUGGCUCGCCUGGUUAUAGAUCGGUUGCCGAAAGUUGAGAUACCAUAUGAAUCUUGUGCUUGGAAUCCUUUGGUGCAUGUAUGACACUCAAAAGGACUUCAGAAGUAUGACAUCUCAAAGAAUUCUUCAUACCAACAAUAAGUAAAGGAAAAAAAGUCUUUUGGCAGGAGUGGAUCUGUUUUUCGGAAAUUCUUGUCUACUUGGUUUCACUUUUCAAACGACUAUUAGUUGGUUUCUGAAAAUGUAAAAUACUCCACCUAUUAGCUCCGUUAUAUGUAUGUUUUUUGCUUUGAAACUUCCGUUAUAUAUAUGUUUGUUUAAUAUAUUAAAUUUUACUUUUUGAAUUUCAUUCAUAAUAAUACAACACCACCGAUGGUGUAACAAUAUUUAUAUAUCAAAUAUUUGAUAGCUGAACUAAAAAUAUAACGUUCUAGCUACAAGCCAACAAAGGCAUCAACUAGUUAUUCUUACAAGGAAUUAAUAUACCAAAAUAAAUAUCUAUCUGUGGAAUAAAAAAUGGGAUGAUUAAUUAAUAUAACUAGAUUUUCAAUAAAAUAGUGGAUUUCAUUCCUUUAAGAUCCGGAACAAAAAUAAAAUAAACCUUACAAAUAAUUUAUUUUUUAUUCGGAAAAUCUAUAUAUAUUAAAUUGUUUCCAUGCUCAAAUAAAGAAAUCCAACCAAAAAAAUCCCACACACGUGUAAAACCAAACUCGUGAACUCCGUCUUCGGUGACACGCGCAUCCAACCGCGUGUAGGUAACACGCGCAUCCACACGCGCAUCUUCUCCUUCCCAAAAUAAAACGUGUGGAAUAAUCCAGAAGAGAAAGAAAGAAGCAAAAAAAAAA
Molecule: messenger RNA, 2301 nt
Organism: Brassica rapa (field mustard)
Lineage: Eukaryota; Viridiplantae; Streptophyta; Magnoliopsida; Brassicales; Brassicaceae
Product: transmembrane emp24 domain-containing protein p24delta6
Source: RefSeq, a predicted model, not a curated record